Molecule: messenger RNA, 120 nt
Organism: Racocetra fulgida
Lineage: Eukaryota; Fungi; Glomeromycota; Glomeromycetes; Diversisporales; Gigasporaceae
Source: the annotation of a GenBank genome assembly
AUACUCAAGCAAAUACAUCUGUUCAAGAACCAGACCAAAUUGAUAACAUUGUCGAACAACUUGAUAACAACAAUUUGGCGAAGCCAAAAGCCAAAAGAGCUAGAACAACUAAAGCUACUG